GGACACUUUGGUUACUUAAAUGACCGUCAGAGGAUCUCAAAGUAAAACCUUUCGAUUUUAUCGACAGACGACACAUGUCAAAAUAGCGGUGCGACCGUUUGCAGUGCAUAUAAAUAAUUUUUUCAGCGUGUUAGUUAUAAGUAAGCCUGAACAAAAAUGAAGCUUUUAACCCAUAACAUGUUGACGUCAAAAUGUUUGAAAGGCGUUACAGUAGGAUACCCUUUAGCGAUUGUGGCCAAGGAUAUCAAGGUUUCAGAAGUUGAUUUCAAUUCCGAAUUCAUCGCCAGAAUUAUUCCCAAAUUAGAUUGGGCCACCCUGUGGAAAGCAGCUGAGAGCAUUGGUCAUGUUGGUGAGCUACCACAGACACUUGUGGAAGAUUUUGAAGAAAAUGAAGAUUUCCUUAAAAAAGUCCAUCACAUUUUGUUAGAAGUUGAAGUGAUAAAUGGCGACUUGCUGUGCCCUGAGUCAGGAAGAAAGUUUCCAAUAAAUGACGGGAUCCCAAAUAUGUUACUCAAUGAAGAUGAAGUGUAGAAAUAAGCUGUAGUCAUAUAUAUUCCUACCAAAAAUCUUGACAAGAUCGUACAUUGAUGGAAUAUCGAUAACUUUUUCAUUAAAAAAUCCUUGUACAUUGCCACUUUAUUCAAUAUUACUAUUAGUUUAGAAAAACAAGUCGAUAUUACAUUUCAACCGUUUAAUGAUGAAUAGUCUUCUCUGUCUAUAGAAAAUUCUAUAUAGAAUAUAGAAUAUGCGAUUUAAAGAGAUACCUAUUACUAUAACUAAUGCCUCAGUCAUUUAUAGAUGCAUCUAAAGGAAUUCGCAUUUAAAAGUGUUCAAAAGAUCAGCAUUUAUUUAUAUUUCAGUAGAAUAUAUGUAUAUUCUUGCAAGAAUUUUUGUUCAAACUAUUUUGGCGCUAUUGUCAAUUUACACGUGUCUCUUAUAAUAAUUCUACGUACUUCACGUAAUUAUCUUUAAUUGCAGUCAUUGUAAAUUUUGUAGUAAAUAGAU
Messenger RNA from Neodiprion virginianus, 1005 nucleotides. RefSeq names its product multifunctional methyltransferase subunit TRM112-like protein (gene Trmt112). The coding region runs from base 157 to 531 and encodes 124 amino acids. Gene Ontology annotation, molecular function: protein heterodimerization activity. Gene Ontology annotation, biological process: peptidyl-glutamine methylation; rRNA (guanine-N7)-methylation; tRNA methylation. The transcript is spliced from 3 exons. Lineage: Eukaryota; Metazoa; Arthropoda; Insecta; Hymenoptera; Diprionidae. The record is from RefSeq and is a predicted model, not a curated record.